Molecule: messenger RNA, 5532 nt
Organism: Arvicanthis niloticus (Nile rat)
Lineage: Eukaryota; Metazoa; Chordata; Mammalia; Rodentia; Muridae
Gene: Invs
Product: inversin
Molecular function (GO): protein binding
Source: RefSeq, a predicted model, not a curated record
ACUUGGCGGGAGGGGCGGCCCUGUGAGGGUUGUGCCUCCUGGGGCGGCCCCAGGACGCCAGUCUUGGAGCCAGGGGUCACUAGGGUUGUGGAGAAAACUAUGAACAUACCAGAGGACGUGCUCUCUACGGGGUCCUCACUAGCAUCUCAGGUUCAUGCUGCUGCAGUGAAUGGAGAUAAAAGUGCUCUUCAGAGACUCAUUGUUGGAAACUCUGCUCUUAAAGAUAAAGAAGACCAAUUUGGGAGAACACCACUUAUGUAUUGUGUGUUGGCAGACAGAUUGGACUGUGCAGAUGCUCUUCUAAGAGCAGGAGCAGAUGUCAACAAAACUGACCAUAGCCAGAGAACAGCCCUCCACCUUGCAGCUCAAAAGGGAAAUUAUCGUUUUAUGAAACUCUUACUUACUCGCAGAGCAAACUGGAUGCAGAAGGACCUAGAAGGGAUGACGCCUUUGCACCUGAGCACCCGGCACAGGAGCCCCAAGUGUCUCGCUCUACUGCUGAAGUUUAUGGCCCCUGGGGAAGUAGAUACACAGGACAAAAACAAGCAAACAGCUCUGCACUGGAGUGCCUACUACAACAACCCGGAGCACGCCAAGCUGCUCAUCAAGCAUGACUCCAACAUCGGGAUUCCUGAUGUGGAAGGCAAGAUCCCACUCCACUGGGCAGCCAACCAUAAAGACCCGAGUGCUGUGCACACAGUGCGAUGCAUCCUGGAUGCUGCCCCAACAGAGUCUUUAUUGAACUGGCAAGACUAUGAGGGCCGCACACCUCUGCACUUCGCAGUCGCUGAUGGAAACCUAACGGUGGUGGAUGUCUUGACCUCCUAUGAAAGCUGCAACAUAACUUCUUACGAUAACUUAUUUCGAACCCCACUUCACUGGGCAGCCUUACUAGGCCAUGCGCAGAUUGUUCAUCUACUUCUAGAAAGGAACAAAUCUGGGACGAUCCCUUCGGACAGCCAAGGAGCAACACCCUUGCACUAUGCAGCUCAGAGUAACUUUGCGGAAACAGUUAAAGUGUUCUUAAAACAUCCGUCAGUGAAGGAUGACUCUGACCUGGAAGGAAGAACCUCGUUCAUGUGGGCAGCAGGGAAAGGCAGUGACGAUGUACUCAGGACCAUGCUGAGCCUAAAGUCAGACAUCGACAUUAACAUGGCCGACAAGUACGGGGGCACAGCUUUACACGCCGCUGCCCUUUCUGGCCACGUCAGCACCGUGAAGUUGUUGUUGGACAACGAUGCUCAAGUAGAUGCUACUGACGUCAUGAAACAUACUCCACUGUUCCGAGCCUGCGAGAUGGGACACAGAGAUGUGAUUCAGACGCUUAUUAAAGGCGGAGCACGAGUAGAUCUGGUUGACCAAGAUGGACAUUCACUUCUCCACUGGGCAGCACUGGGGGGAAACGCUGAUGUCUGCCAGAUACUGAUAGAAAAUAAGAUCAACCCAAACGUGCAGGAUUAUGCAGGAAGAACGCCACUUCAGUGUGCUGCGUACGGAGGGUACAUCAACUGUAUGGCCGUGCUCAUGGAGAACAAUGCAGACCCCAACAUCCAAGACAAAGAGGGACGAACAGCUUUGCACUGGUCCUGUAAUAAUGGCUACCUUGAUGCCAUUAAACUUCUGCUAGACUUUGCUGCUUUCCCUAAUCAGAUGGAGAACAAUGAGGAGAGGUACACACCCCUUGAUUAUGCAUUGCUUGGUGAGCGCCAUGAGGUGAUCCAGUUCAUGCUGGAACAUGGUGCCCUGUCCAUCGCAGCUAUACAAGACAUCGCCGCCUUCAAAAUCCAAGCAGUCUACAAAGGAUACAAGGUCAGAAAAGCCUUCCGAGACCGGAAGAACCUCCUCAUGAAGCAUGAACAGCUGAGAAAAGACGCUGCAGCUAAAAAACGGGAGGAGGAAAACAAGAGGAAGGAAGCUGAACAGCAGAAAGGACAACUGGACACAGAUCCUCCCAGAUCCCAAGUCCUCCCUUGUCCACCCAGCCCCCAGAAUGAGCCCAGCAAGCAGAGUGCAGCCCCUAGCAAACAGCUACCCGAUAGACACACAGUCCAGAGCCCUGACCCGGAACACAGCAGGCCUCCAGGCAGGUGUCCAGGCAGAGCCUCUCACAGGGAUUGUUCCUCAGACCUUCAGGGAACUGCCUCCAGAAAGCCAAGUGAAACACCCAGGGAGCACUGCAGAGGCCACUCUGCCUGUGUGCACCCCAGAUCCUGUGAAGGUGACAGCUACAGGCACCAGGGAACAUCCUCUGUGGAGAAGUGCAGAGGUGAGACCAAUGGCAAACACCCGAGGUGUGAGGAGGGGCCAAGCAGAGCCAGGCAGCCCUUGUCCACUGGGUCGGCCCGGCCUGCUGAGAAAGGAGAGGACUCCAGCCCUGCAGCUACAAGUGCUUCCCAGCAGGACCGCCCCAGGAAGCCCAGCAAGAGACAGGACAGGGCACCCAGGCCCAGAGGUGUUUCCCAGAAAAGACGCACCCAUCAGCUCAGAGACAGGUGCUCCCCAGCUGGGUCUAGCCGGCCUGGCAGUGCCAAGGGAGAUGUUACCUGUGCUGACCAGAGUUCUCUCCACCGUCACACACCAAGAAACAAGUUGACCCAGGACAAGCUUAUAGGAGGGGUCUCCUCAGGUUUGCCACUCAGCACAGAAGAGUCGAGGUCAGGACGCAAGAAGCUUUAUGAGGCCAUCUGUGCAUCUCCAGAGAAUGAUGUGGCUCAUGGCCCCCUACCUGGACAGAGUGUGAACAUUCACCUUCUUCCUGUAGAGCAGCGCCUGCUGAUAAUCCAGAGGGAACGAAGCAGGAAAGAGCUGUUCCGAAGAAAAAACAAGGCAGCAGCAGUCAUCCAGCGAGCUUGGCGAAGCUACCGGCUCAGGAAGCACCUGUCUCGGCUUCUGCAUUUGAAACAGCUUGGAGCCAAAGAUGUGCUCAGAUGUACCCACGUGUGCACAUCCCUGCUCCUCCAGGUUUGGAGGGAAGAACUGGAACUCAAGUUCCCAAAGUCCGUCUCAGUAAACAGAGCCUCGAAGAGCCCUUCCAAAGGCAUGUCAGCCACAAAGUCUGCCAGGCACUCAGUGCUCAGGCAGAUCUACGGUUGUUCUCAAGAAGGGAAAGUACAUCAUCCCAUCAAAUCUUCAAAAGUCCCUCCUGUGCUUCAUCUCAAUUCAGUGAGCAGUUUGCAGUCUAUACAUCUUGACAACAGUGGAAGAUCAAAGAAGUUUUCUUACAACCUACAACCAGCCAGUCAACCAAAAAAUAAGCCAAAGCUUUGACCCUGGAGGAAGAUCAGUACCAGUGUGGAAUUCUGGAAUCUGUAAGGCCUUACUCAUGAGAAAGCUUUACUAUCUGCACCUAAAGCCUUAUUACCCAGCAUAUGUGGUCAAAGACAAGGUUCAAAUGGUUUCUCCUGGGUACUUUUUUAUUCCUCUCAGCAUGCCCUGAAAGGACCAGAGCACAGCGCUCGGAUGGACUGCCUCGCUGUGUGCUUCACCUCAGCCAACAGGGCUGGAGAUGAGAACUGCCACACUCAUCAGUAACAACACCUGCACUAAAGGAGCUGCUGGGCUGCGAUUUCUAAUAGCUGACUGGCACAGGCCUAGGUUUUUCACACUAGAGAACCUGCUUAAAUGAGACAAGAAACCUGGGCCGCAGCAGCCACCCUCAACUCUACUUCCCUGGAACAUACUGUGACAAACAUCUCAAGAGACAUUUUAAAUUUUGGAUCACAAUCAUGGCUUAGUGCAUGCAUUUACAAACUGCCCAUUGUACUAAAGUGGAACUGAGACAUACGUACACUCUGUUGCUUCCUUAGUUUUCAGUUUCCAAAUUGGCCCAGAAAAGACUAAAGGUGUAGCUGUGUACUCUCUCUGACUGGGGCUUUCACUGCUGAAUGGCACCAGUGAGACCACAGCACCAAGAAGUCAGCAGGACAGGGUUUAUUAACAGCAGAAUUCGCCAACCAACUCAGGCUUCUCUUCCUCUUUGCAUCUUCUGACCAGCUUGCAGAAAUACGUAGCAUUCCCCAAAUGCAAUUUAUUUUAUGAAAGGAACCCAUAUUCUAGCUAAGAAUACUUGGCUUAAAGUCUAGUGAUUAUGGGCUUUACAAAGGCAAAGAUGACAUCAGGUCACUCCUGUGCCAACACUAAAGGACAGGAAGCAAAUGUUUACUUCAUUUAAUUACCUAGACUUUUAGUUUAGUAAAUUAUAUUCACAAGUAUGAAGACAGGUUUAUGUAGAUGGGAUCACAAAGAUUCACUGGUGAGCUCACUCUAUGUGUUCUAAACAUUUAGCUCUUAAGAAAUUCAAAAUGUUCUGCUGCCUGUCCUUGAACUGUGUGCUAGUCCAGGCAAACAGCGUGAGAUCACUAAGAACUCUUACAGCUUAUUUCCCCACUUCUGUAUGAAGGAAGCUCAUGAACAACUAACUGCUUUAAAAUGUUGAGGUUUAAUGGCAAACAUCCGUUACAUCAGUCUUUCUUCAAAAUAAAAGAAUGUGCAUGAACAGUUCAUUUCAAACAGGAGGUACCAUGGUGCUUCUUUAAUACAAUGCAUUCAAUAUACUUGGACCUUGGGGAUGGCCACUGAUGUACACGCUGAAGCAGUAAUGCAAGUCUGUAAGCCACUGCUCCUGAACACUGCCACCCUUCAAAGUCUGCAGAGAAAAACAAAAGGCGCUUUAGUUUGAGAACCUGACAUUUUUCAUGGCCUCUAGAAAAGUAUCUUCCCCAACUACCAGCUGGAGAACACACACAGGCUGGACCUAGGCCUCCCUGAACAUAUGUAACAGAUGUGCAGCUUGGUCCUGAAGAACUGGAACAGGGGCUGUCUCAAAAACUGUUGUCUAUACUUAAGAUACGUUCUUCUACCUGGGCUGCCUUGUCUGGCCUCAGCGGGAGUGGAAGAGCCUAACCUCGAAGAAGCUUGAAGUGCCAGGGUAGGAGGAUAGAUACCCAGGGGGCCCUCAGAGAAGGGGAAGGGAGAGGAAUUGUGGCAGGGGGUGACAGGGAGAUGGGGCAGUAAGCAGGAAGUAAAAAGUGAGUAAGUAAAGAAAUAAAAAUUUAAAAAAAAAAAUCCUCUCCUUCUAUAAACUAGAAGAAAUCUUAAAAUACAAACCAAACCAACUGUUGGGAGUUACUAUAGCUAGUGAAAAUUCCUACUCUUUAAUUUUGAAAUUAUGAAAUGGGCCCUUAAGAGCGUAAGUAUUUGAAUAAUUAGUCCCCAGUGAGUGUUACUGUUUUGGAAGGUUCUUUGGACACAGCCUACUUCUGGCCUAGGCUCUCUACUUCCUGAACUACUGAGAUGUAAAGCCACCCAGCAAACACCCACUGCUACAGAUAUAUCCCAGCCACAGUGCUUACUCCAUGAUAAGAGUGCACUCUCAAACUGUCAAAUACAUUAAGUCCUUUUGUUUAAGUUGGAACUGUUAUCUGAUCAAUGUGACAAGGGAAACAGUAUGUGCCCUUAAGAGUAACAAGUUCUUUGCAGAAUUGUUUCCUCCUGGACAUGCUGGAGACUAAUAAAAAUAUUUAUGGACAUCCA